Molecule: messenger RNA, 3126 nt
Organism: Parastagonospora nodorum SN15
Lineage: Eukaryota; Fungi; Ascomycota; Dothideomycetes; Pleosporales; Phaeosphaeriaceae
Exons: 2
Coding region: 1-3126 (1041 amino acids)
Biological process (GO): GPI anchor biosynthetic process
Cellular component (GO): endoplasmic reticulum membrane
Molecular function (GO): mannose-ethanolamine phosphotransferase activity
Source: RefSeq, a predicted model, not a curated record
AUGCAGCCCGGGGAGGUAUUUACGCCAGCAUCCGAGAUUACGGGUGCUCGCAAAGAAAAAGUUGUCACCAAGACACCUCAACUCCCUAAGCGCAGCGGCCCGCCAGUCGACGAGGACAAGGCGCGACGAGCAGCUCAGGUCCAUUUCAAGGCUUCGCAUGGACUCAUUACCGCUUUCUUCACGCUCAUAUUAAUACUUCACAUUGCUGGCAUAUACCUGUUCACCAGCGGCUUCCUCCUCACGCGAUUAGUUCUCGACGACAAAUCCGAAUGCGCCAUCCCUCCCAUCGAUGCGGCGCGCGCCUAUGUCCCCGGAGACGCCCAGAAGGGAUGCUGGCAUCCCAAGACAUUCGACAAGGCCAUUGUAAUAAUAGUUGACGCGCUACGAUAUGACUUCACUGUACCUUUGGAAGCACAGCUCGAGCCUACAAACCUCGCCUCCGACCCAAGCCUCCCGCCCGUCGCACCCCGCCAUUUCCACAACGCGUUCCCUGUCUUGUACGAGACAGCACUGAAGCAGCCCAACAAUGCUUUCCUCCUCCCGUUCAUUGCAGACCCGCCUACCACGACGCUACAGAGACUGAAGGGACUCACGACGGGGACGUUGCCCACCUUCAUCGACGCCGGCAGCAACUUUGCGGGCACGGCGAUUGACGAAGACAACCUGGUAGCCCAGCUGAAGAAUGCGAGCAAGAGAAUUGUACAUUUGGGCGAUGACACCUGGCAUGCUCUCUUCCCAGGAUACUUUGAGCCCAAUCUCACCCACGCAUACGACUCAUUCAACGUUUGGGACUUGCACACGGUCGACAAUGGGGUCACGGAGCACAUCUUCCCCCUGCUAAAGGCAGAGAACACAAGCAAAUGGGAUGUCAUCUUUGGGCACUACCUGGGUGUUGACCACGCUGGCCAUCGCUAUGGACCCGAUCAUGCUGCUAUGACGGCGAAGCUCAACCAGAUGGAUGAGGUGUUCCGGCGUAUGAUCGAAGAAUUGGACGACGACACGCUUCUUGUAGUCAUGGGCGAUCACGGCAUGGACACCAAGGGCGAUCACGGUGGCGAGUCGGAAGACGAAAUCGAAGCUGCGCUGUGGAUGUACUCGAAGAAGGGCGUCUUUGGCCGCAGCUCUCCCGCAUAUGUCACACCUCCCCACUCAGCCAAGGUGCGGCCUGUGGCUCAGAUCGAUCUUGUGCCGACCUUGUCACUUCUGCUCGGCAUGCCCAUCCCAUUUAACAACCUCGGAAAGCCGAUCGAGGAGGCUUUUGUUGGAAAGAAGGGGUCUGACUUUGAGAACUUGGCCAUCGUCAAUCGCUUGGCAGCUGCACAAAUCCAUCGUUAUCAACACGAAUACGCCAUAGCUCGUGGAUUUGACGAGAGCACUCGUGCCAGCUCUUUGGCUCUUUGGGCUGCGGCGAACGAGGCUUGGAAUUCGCUUGGGAAGAAGAGCAACAGCGAGCAGUUCCAGAGUGUUUACAAAGCGUUCGGUGCCUACCAGCGCGAGACCCUCAGUAUUUGCCGCGCUUUGUGGGCAAGAUUCGACAUCCCUCGGAUGCUGACUGGUGUAAGCAUAUUGGCUUCCACUUUGAUCGUCCUCGCCAUGUAUGCGCGUGGACUUUCUGGAGAUAGAACAGAGUUGACUCCAGCCUUCUUCACUCGUGGCAUGAUGGGUGCUGCGGUUGGUGCCCUGGUUGGCUUUGUUGCUGAUUUCGCCCUGCCAGACGUGGCUCAAGAUCAAGUGCUGAUCUUCUCUACCGCCUUGUUCACUAUCCUCGGCAUGUCUUCCACUUUCUUCUCCCUCCGACAACGUGUCUUAUCCCCCUUCCCCGCAAGCAUAUGGGGCUGGACGAGUGUUUUUUUUACAUUGGCUCUCUCAGUUGGUUUCGCGGCCAACUCCUUCACUAUCUGGGAAGACGAAAUUCUUCUUCAUUUCCUCACCACCUUUGGUGUCAUCGCCGUGGUGUCUUCUUUCCGUCAAAAGAACAAGGUAGACCGAACGCUUGGGAUCUACCACUCUGUUCUUUUCACCGUCCUCCUACGUGUCGCUUCUUUCGCCCGCCUUUGCAGAGAGGAGCAGAUGCCAUACUGCAAAUCCACCUACUACGCCUCUGCGCUUUCCACCACGUCUGCACCCUGGCAAUUAGUUAUUCCUGGUGCCGCCGCACUGCUUGUGCCCACCUUCAUCAUUGGGUACUUCGAGGGCACUAAGAGCUACCAAAACACAGCAAAGCUGUGGCUGGGUCUUGGUCUGCGCUUUGGUCUCAUGCUCGCUGCAGCCUAUUGGGCGCUUGAUGCCGCGGAUGACGGCGACUGGUACCCACAAUGGUCCAACGUCAUCAGCAUCACCAAGAGGGCCUUGGCGCAGAUUGUGCUGGCCAUCAGUCUGAUAUUCGGAUACCUCAUAUACAACUGGAGUAAGCCUCUCUUGAGCAUCAUCACCAACGAGUCGCAAGACAAGGACGGUGCACCAAAGCAGGCCAUCACAGUCCUCGGUUACGCAAAUGUACAUGGAAGUAGGUAUGCUUUGCUCAUCACUAUCUGGUACCUUGCCAUCGCACUCCUCCAGAAGCCAAUGGGAGCAGGCGCCAUCGGCAUCCUCGUCUGGCAGCUUUUCUCUCUCUUCGAAAUCAUCGACACCAACAAUCUUCAUACUUCUUCCAUCGGACCCGUUGUCCUCGGUCUCCUCGGCUCUUUCCACUUCUUCAAGACGGGUCACCAAGCCACUCUCAGCUCGAUACAAUGGGAGUCCGCAUUCAUCCCCCUCUCAACGAUCCGUUAUCCAUGGACCCCAGUCAUCGUCGUUUUAAACCAUUUUGGCGCGCAAAUUCUAUGUGCUGUCGCCGUUCCCGCACUCGUGCUGUGGAAAGUCAAACCCCAGCAGAAAGGCUUGCUGGGCGCCAUGGCCAAGGCGAUCGCAACACACAUGCUCUUCUACGCGACCAUCUGCCUCGCUACCACGAUGUGGGCGGGUCAUUUACGCAGGCACUUGAUGUUAUACCGGAUUUUCAGUCCGCGCUUCAUGCUCGGCGCGUCGUCGCUGCUGAUCGUAGACAUUGUGGCGAUAUUUGUGGGCUUGUGGGGUGCACGCAUGAGUAUUCUCAGCGUCGCGGAGGUGUUUGGAUUCGGUGGGUAA